CGUAACACCUUAUCACAGCACUGCCUCUGAGCGAGGCACAUGGCAAACAACCAGCAACCCACAGACAUGCAGCUUUGUGCCUGACUCCAGUGCUUCAGCUCUUAGGCUCCACCAGCAACAAGUAACUAGUCCCUGGGCUCCUGCAGGAAAAAUGCUGUUCAACUCCUGCCCACUCUGGAAAACACUGGUUUUUAUAAGUUUAGCAGUGCUUCUUGCAGAUUUUACUGAAACUGGAGCUUUUGCCAGUCCAAGUGAAUGUAAAAGUGCAACCAUAGAUGAUGUGAAUGAAAGUCUUGAGAAAUAUUCAAAAUGCUUUCAUGACAUGAUUGGGAAGAGUGAAAAAGCUUCAAUCAAUUUGCUUGUCUGGAAACUGCAAGGAACGCUUGAUCUCCUGCGCCCUGUUCAAGAGAAAUUUUGCAAGCAGCUACCUCCAUGCCCACUCCCACGAGCCCCUAGAAAUGGCGGGCUGGUGUGUGUCACCAUUGGCGACACUCAGUACUGCAAACCCAUGUGCAAUGAGGGCUAUGACUUUCAAUUCCUCAGAAGAAGUAGACUGUAUGAAGUAUGUGGCAACACCACAGGGUUUUCCUGGACAACGCAGCUUGUUGGGGGAAAGGCACUUGCUGUUUGUAACCCCUCUGAGAUGGCCAUCAGUGGAGCUAAAUCUGCCUAUUUCCCCACCAACAGCACCUGUCUGCACACAUUAGCCUUCACUGAAACUCAGACAGAGCAGCUAAACAUCUUCCUCAAAGAGCUUGGUGAGCAAGGCAUCGACGGCUCCAACCGUGACAAGGAAGCUGAUUGUAUCCUCUGUGGUUACUAGCACCAAAAAGCUUGUGCCACAGACCAACCAGCCGUCUGCAGUUUGACAUGGCUAUUUUGACAAGAGAAGCAGAGCAGUGAAAUCAUUGCUAAGACAUGUACACAUACAGCUUUUAUUUAGUUAAUGGACUAGAGAUCAUAGUCAUAAUUUUACUUCAGCUCUUGGGUACAAAUAUAUAGGCUAAACGUAAUCACAUAGCUCAUGGCAGAGGUGUUUCAAAGAAAGAUCACUUUUAUGGCUUAAAUUUGUCUAGCUGGAAUUAAAUAAGAAUUAGAGUUGCUUAAUGGAUGCAGUCAAUAGUUAAACACAGUAAUUGUUAUUAGAAAUCAUCUUCUGUCAGGUGUCAUCUUUACUGAGAACGGGCCAUACUUUGCUUUUACAGUUGCAAAUUGAUCACUGUUGUUGCUCUGAUGACCAUUAAAGCAAUGCAAGUCACAACAGUUA
Molecule: messenger RNA, 1267 nt
Organism: Harpia harpyja (harpy eagle)
Lineage: Eukaryota; Metazoa; Chordata; Aves; Accipitriformes; Accipitridae
Exons: 6
Coding region: 152-823 (223 amino acids)
Source: RefSeq, a predicted model, not a curated record